Molecule: messenger RNA, 1912 nt
Organism: Linepithema humile (Argentine ant)
Lineage: Eukaryota; Metazoa; Arthropoda; Insecta; Hymenoptera; Formicidae
Product: endoplasmic reticulum lectin 1
Biological process (GO): retrograde protein transport, ER to cytosol; endoplasmic reticulum unfolded protein response
Cellular component (GO): endoplasmic reticulum lumen
Source: RefSeq, a predicted model, not a curated record
CUAGUGUGAUAUCAGCUUGGAAAAUUCUAGCGUGAUAAUAAACGUUUGAGAAUAUUUUUUGCUGAUUUGCUUCGUUCCUGUCGAUGUCAUCUACUUGUCGUAAUAGGUGCGGGUAAUUAAACAAGGCACAGUUGUCAAUUAAACACGAUUAACACAUGUCCGUAUAUGCGAGAAACGAAACAUGAUAGAAUAGUUGAGAAAAAUGUGGAGAAAUCAUUGGGGCAUUUACAAUGUACUGUGUGUUUUAAUACCUAUUGUUUACGGACACGACUUUCGGCACUUCGACGAUACGGUUAUAUUUAAAAUAAACUGGCCUGGGAAGAGUGACACGGAGUUAUUAGAACCUCAUCCGAAUGUGGAACCAUAUUUUAUAACUACAGCCAAUAAUGAACGAUAUAAAUGCAUAAUUCCUGAUGCAACGGAACAGGAACAUGAGUACAGUGAAACGUAUAGCGGACCAAAUCCAGUCCAGCUUUUGCAGCCAAUAUUUGCUCAAAAUAGUUGCUCCUAUAGGCUAGAGUCAUACUGGACUUAUGAAUUGUGCCAUGGCAGAUAUGUACGGCAAUAUCAUGAAGACAGGGAGGGGAAGAAAAUUAAAAUGCAGGAAUAUUAUCUUGGUACCUUGGACAAAGCGCAAAAGAUGAAACUUUCUACUUAUUAUGAUGAGCAAGCAAAGAAUCCCAGUAGAAAGUUAAAUAUACCAAUUAAGAAGAUCGAUGGAAUCAAUAUGCCAUAUGUUGAAAUUGAGAUGACUGAUGGUACAAUGUGCGAUUUGAAUAACAAGCCGAGAAUUAUCAGGGUAUUAUAUGUCUGUUAUAAGCAUGGUAAACACGAUGUGUAUUCGCUGAAGGAAACAAUGACUUGUGAAUAUGAAGCGAUAGUACUUUCGCCGGUACUGUGCGCUCAUCCAGAUUAUAAACCGUCAGACACUGGAGAAAAUGAGAUCACAUGUCAGCCUGUCGGUAAUGCGCCAAAGAAACCCAAGUCGCUCAUGGCGAUGGAACAAGAGAGUUUAAAAAUGCGACAUCAGCAAGCAAGGGAUGACAAGCAGCAGAAAGUGUAUGCAAUCAUCCAUGUAGAUAAGGAAGGCCAGGAUGGGGAGCAGAGAGUUAGGGUCGAGAUACAUCCGCUGGAUGUUUCGGAUAAACAUAACAAUGCCGAUGAACCUGUCAACUUGAUAGUUGAUCAGAGUAUUAGUCCUGCCCAAGUUAGUCCUGUUCAAAAUUUUCUCAGUGGAAAGAAUUGUCUGCACGGGGGCAAUGGCUGGUGGAAGUACGAGUUCUGCUAUGGACGCUCUGUCGUUCAAUAUCAUGUAGAAAGAGAUGGCACGAAGACGAUUGUCAAUCUUGGUAGAUUUGACAAACAGAAACACUUGGAGUGGAUCGCCGCGCAUCCACACAAGAAACCCAAACCGCCAGAAUUGAGGAAGCAUCUUUCGCACUUUUACAGUGACGGAAGUAGCUGUGAUAAGACUGGAAUUGCUAGGCAGACUGAAGUGAAACUAAAAUGCGUGGAGAAUCAUACGAUAGCAAGUCCGUCUAGUGUGUCGUUAUUUUUAUUGGAACCAAAAACUUGUGAAUAUGUUCUGGGAGUUGAAUCACCGGUGAUCUGUGAUAUCUUACAGUACGCCGACGAAUAUGGACUUCUAAGUGAAAAGUUUGAAGCACAUUUCAAACUGAAAGCUGCGUCGUUACAUGUGGAGCAAGAUAAUUUCGACGAACGGAUAGCUAACGGAGACGAUUAGAACAAUUAACUUAUUUUUACGAUGCCGAUGAGAAAUCAUCAAAGACAUUAUUGUUGGGCGUCGUAAUUAUAAAAGUCUUCAGUAUAUAUUUCAGUGUAAAAUUACAUUCUAUAAAAUAUUAAUAAGUGUGAUCGAAAUUAAAAUUAGAUGACACAUUUGCGUUUGAUA